AUGGCAGUGGGCAUAGUGGCGGGCCUCACUGGCUCAGACGAGGGUCUCGGCAAACUGUUACCAGAGGCUGACGUCAUCGCCGCUGCCCUGCUGCCGCUGCUCUCAGCCAAUAAGGUGCAGCCUACGUUCCACCUCACUCUCUUCCCUACGGAAAUCUCCCUGCCAUCCGCUCAAGCCCUGGAAAUCUCCCUGCCAUCCGCUCAAGCUUUGGUGAACCUGUCCCAGCACGAUGUGGCAGCAAAGGCUGUGAUUAAAGCGAGGGGGGUGGAGACAGCAGGGGGGAUGGCCGUGGGUCGAGGGGGAGCAGGAGGGGGAGGGGGAGGGGGGAAGGGGAAGAAUGCAGGGUUGAUGGUGAUGCUGCUGGCGAAUCUGACUCAGCUGGACGAAGGAGCAGAGAAGCUUCUUGAGCCCAGUGGGUCCGUGCCUCUCCUCGCCUCCCUCACAAGGCGAUUCGCCAUGAGUGCUGACAGGGAGGAGGGGCAGGAGGACGAUGGGUCCGUGCCGCUCCUCGCCUCCCUCACAAGGCGAUUCGCUACGAGUGCUGACAGGGAGGAGGGGCAGGAGGACGAGUACGAGCACGUGGCCACCAUUCUAGUCAACGCCACUCGGCUGGAAGCUGCCAGGAAGCUGCUCCUGGAUCCGGAAAAGAAGCUUCUGAGACAGAUCCUGCCUCAGACGUCGUCUCCAAACCGAAUCCGUAGUCAAGGAGCCAUGGCAACAGUUAGAAAUUGCUGCUUUGAUGCGAGUUCAGGGGCCCUGCCCUCGCUGCUGCUCCUUGCUGACCUGCUCUGGCCGUCGCUGCUGCUGCCCCUGGCCGGGACGAGAGUAUACAGCAAGGAGGACAGGGACCAGAUGCCGCCAGAGCUCGCCGUACCGCUGUCCAUGGAACGCCCCCCUGUGACAGACGCCAAGCUACGGGCCGAUGCUGCUGAUGCUCUCUUCCUCAUUUCUUCUGAGGAAGCGGGCAGAAAAGCUCUGUGGGCUGUGCACGGCGCGAGAAUACUCCAGGUGGGCUAUGAGGAUGAGGAGGAUCCAACGGUCAUGGAGGCCAUGGAGAGGGUUGGGUCACUGGUGAGUGGAUGGGGAUGUGAUGUGGUGGUAUGGUGGGAUAGUGGCAAGAUGUGUUCUGUCAUGUGGAUGAUGAUCAUUCACAUGAUGUCCUGA
Closterium sp. NIES-65 is the source of this 1164-nucleotide messenger RNA. Lineage: Eukaryota; Viridiplantae; Streptophyta; Zygnematophyceae; Desmidiales; Closteriaceae. The record is from the annotation of a GenBank genome assembly.